This is a messenger RNA of Diaporthe batatas, 516 nucleotides long. RefSeq lists its product as uncharacterized. The record is from RefSeq and is a predicted model, not a curated record. Bases 1 to 516 code for a protein of 171 amino acids. Lineage: Eukaryota; Fungi; Ascomycota; Sordariomycetes; Diaporthales; Diaporthaceae. The transcript has 2 exons.
AUGCUCAGCCUCAUGCGCCCGCAAUCCUCUUGGGCUUGCGCGGGUCUUGCUCCGUUGGAGCCUCCAAGCGAUCUGCAGCGCAAUUGCACCGUCAGCCCACGCGCCGAGAGCCGGUCCCUGGCUUGUUUCAUCCUCGACAGCAGGGGUCAGGCCAGGUUGACCUCAACCUCACCCCGUCCUACGCCAUCGCCGACGCCACACUCUCCCUAUCCGCCUGCCAGCCCUGAACUUCAGCACGGACGAAGCUUCAUGCGCUCCACUCCCGAGCCUGACAGCAAAACCCCCUACCGGCCUGGAAAUGACAUGUGCCUCGUUCAUCGCGGCGCGGGAGGAGCCGUCGCAGCAUGCACUUCUGCCAAAGGACCUGCACCUGUGCGGUCGGGGAUGUGGAAAAGCAGCAUUUUGUCCCCCGUUUCCAGGGGUUCGGACGUGCGACGCCUGCAUGAAAUAACUGCCAGGCCCUUCACCGGUGAGCAAGUGAAUCGCCCACCUCUUGGGGAGAAAGGUGACAAGUGA